AUGGUCCUUACAGUGAUUUUAUUGCUAGUUUCAGGCUAUGUUACUCUGUGUUCUCCCACUCAUCGGGAGUUCUACCUGAUAAACGGGGCUAAAAUCUGGGCUGAUGCCCAGAGUUACUGCAGGAGCAAUUAUGCCGACCUCGCCACGAUUGGCAGCCAGGAUGACAUGCAGAGGCUGGUGAACAUGGUAUCAGCCAGUGGUGUGACAGCAGAGAUGUGGAUCGGUCUAACACAAACAGGCCCACCAGCCUGGCUGUGGUCUGUGGGAGAAACUCAGAUAGGUGAUGGAGUAGUUGAAUACACUAACUGGGGCAGUUUACCAAGUUCCACUGACAACUGUGGAGGGAUGAGGGAUGAUGGGAAAUGGUUCAGCACACCCUGUACAACAACGCUUCCUUAUGUAUGCCAAGGGACGAGCUGGCUAUAUGCCCAGCAGAACUGUCGCAUGAACAACAAAGACUUGGCCAGUGCGAGGAGCCAGGUGGAAAAUCUGGCAUUACAGCAAAUAAUCAAUAGCGCUGCGCUGUCCUCAGUCUGGAUCGGUUUGUUCAGAGAUGAUUGGAAAUGGUCCGACCAGAGCGACAGCUCCUUCAGACACUGGGCCAGUGGUCAACCAAAUUAUGAUGGACUCUGUACAUUGUACAAUCCAUCUCUCAAAGGAUUCAUGGACAGAGGCUGUACUUACUCUCUACCCUUCAUCUGCUAUGAGGAUCCAAUCAAAGUACCAGAAUGCCAAGGUUCGGUGGAGAGUCCAGCCUGA
Molecule: messenger RNA, 759 nt
Organism: Pundamilia nyererei
Lineage: Eukaryota; Metazoa; Chordata; Actinopteri; Cichliformes; Cichlidae
Source: RefSeq, a predicted model, not a curated record